Molecule: messenger RNA, 1812 nt
Organism: Drosophila subobscura
Lineage: Eukaryota; Metazoa; Arthropoda; Insecta; Diptera; Drosophilidae
Product: galectin-8
Exons: 2
Coding region: 63-1286 (407 amino acids)
Molecular function (GO): galactoside binding; carbohydrate binding
Source: RefSeq, a predicted model, not a curated record
UCAGUUAGCAAACAUUUUGAAUUUCUGCACACAAGAUUCUACCUCGAGCAUGCAGACCCGUCAUGAAUUUCCUACCCGGUGCUGCCACUGUAGCCCUGCGACGAGACAGGGAUGCCAUGUCCAUGUUUUAUGAGGAACGCACUGCUGCCAAUCGACGCAAACACUUUAAGCUGCUCGAUCCGCCCAGGCCGGGCCUAAGUUUCUUUUUUCACGGACUCAUACUGAAUGCAUGUGAACAUUUUACCAUCGACUUCCUCACCUUCAAGGGUAAAGAUAGCUGUGAUCAUUGCGAUGUGCUGCUGCAGCUCGGCGCACGAUUGCCUCAGAACUACAUUGUGCGCAACUCCCGCCUCAUGGGCAAGUGGGGCAUUGAGGAGAAUUCAUCGCCGCUCUCCUUUCAACUGCGACGCGGGGAUACUUUUUGGAUGCAGAUACUCCUCACAGUGGAAUCGUUUUACAUUUCGGUGAAUGGUUAUCAUUUUGCUGAGUACGCUCAUCGCAUGCCUUACAGUUGGCUGGCUGCUGUCGAUCUGCGUGGGGACAUCGAUGACAUUGUCAUUGAUAAAUAUUAUGUGACAGAGUAUCCCAUCCGCUUGGCCCAAUCAGUGGCUCGAGCUCUGCCCUUUGUCUACGAUUCUGAUGUAUUGAAAUGGCUCAAUGGCGAGGGCAACAGUAUCCUUAGAAGCUCUGGCUCCAGGGAGGCCAAGUUGGACAUUUUAUCCCGACUGCAGAAGGCCACAAGGCAAGUGACAGCUAAUCUAACACUUCCAUUCUACGGCCGUGUGCCAAACCACGAGAAGCUCAUCGAGGGACGUGCAGUGCGAAUCGAGGGCCGCGUACGCCUGAUGCCACAGAGCUUCAGUGUAGCCCUGCAGCAGGGCCAGCAAAUUUGGCCACAUCCAACGGUUUCGUUCUAUUUUAGCCCGAGUUUCUUGCGCAAAACUCGCGACAAAGUGGGCAAGGUAAUCAUAACACGAAGCGCCUACUUGAACGGCUCCCAUGUGAAGCGGAAAGCCUCACGGCUGCACACAAGCCUGAGACCCGGCAAAGCGUUUGUCAUAUUAAUUGCUUGUCGUCCUAAUUACUACGAGUUGUUCGUGAACCGAAGACACUUGCUGUGGUUUAAGCAUCAAAUGAAUCCCGAGUGCGUGGAUAUUGUGAAUAUCCGCGGAGAUGUUCGGCUCUGGGAUGUGGUCAUCGAGACCACCAGGCUGGGGCGGCGACGAAAUGGCCAAUCAAUCAUUCAGCGUGCUAUCAGAACCCUGCGCCAGGCUCACCUUGAAUAAUAUUUCUCAAAAUGUUAUUUUAUCUCUCCAUGCAAUGGAGGGAAGCGCAACCUGUCGAAAGACAUGUUGUACAAAUUUAUAAGAGCCACGUCGUCGGUCUAGGCUGGCGCUGUCCGAGAGCAACGAGGGGCACCGUGUGUGCGCAGAUUUAUGAUUUCAUCUUUGGCAAACGUAGACAGCAUUUUCUGCAAUUAAAAUAGCUCUGCUCUGCCCUGCCCUGCCCUGGAGUGCGCCGCGAUCCAACUCAUAAAUGUCAAUGUGCCUGUCGUUGUGCCCAUAAGCAGCACGUAACCGCAGCAGGAGCAGCAGCAGCAGCAGCAGCAGCAGUCCAGACCGCUCUGAAGAAGGGCCUCGGAAAUUGAUUAUUAAAAACGAUAAUCGAUUAAGGACACUGUAUUGCUGCAGUGCUCGCAGCUCUGUCAGGGUCGUCGUCAGUGGGCACUGAGCACUGAGCACUGCUGUCCGCAAUUGACGUUUAUGUCUACAUGUGUUUAGCAAGACAGUUGACAUUGUUUUGGCAUGGCCA